AGGAAGUCUGCGGACUGAGCUGACCCGUCUGGAGGCCGGCAAGUUGGAGUGCUCUUGGGAGCUGAAGACUGGGAAUGCCUGGCCGGGAAGAGGCUGCUCCCUAUGCGUGGGCUUUGGGUGCCAUGUGACCAGGGAGGCACACAGAUGAUGUAGAGAUUUUCUUGGAUCCCAGACAAAGAUUGAGAGAGAACCAGACAUCAAAAGGGGGAGAAGUGGUCCUGAGCCUCCUGUCACCAUGUCUGGAUCAGCCCAGCCCGUGACGCAGACCUGGAGAUCCUCGGAGCCCCGCUACCCUCCUCAUGCCAUUUCUUACCCAGUCCAGAUUGCCCGGCCACAUUCAGACGUGGGGCUCCUGGAGUAUCAACAUCAUCCCCGGGAGUAUGCUCCCCACCUGUCCCCCGGAUCGCUCGUCCAGCCCCAGCGCAGACGGCCAUCCCUGCUUUCUGAGUUCCAGCCUGGGAAUGAGAGGUCCCAGGAGUUACACCUGCGGCCAGAGUCCCAUUCUUACCUGCCUGACCUGAGCAAAUCUGAAAUCGAAUUUAUUGAGACGAAGAGGCCUCGGCUGGAGCUGCUACAGGAGCCGCUCCUUCGGCCCUCGCCCAUGCUGGCCCAGCACGGGGGGACAGAAGACCUCUCCAAGGACCGAGGCCUCACUGGCAAGCUGGAGCCCGUGUCACCAGUGAGCCCCGCCCACCCUGAAUCUGAGCUGGACCUCUUACCGCCCCGGCUGUCCAAGGAGGAGCUGAUCCAGAACAUGGACCGUGUGGACCGUGAGAUCACCAUGGUGGAGCAGCAGAUCUCCAAGUUAAAGAAGAAGCAGCAACAGCUGGAGGAGGAAGCCGCCACCCCAGAACCCGAGAAGCCGGUGUCCCCUCCGCAAUUGAGUCCAAACACCCGCAGCCUGGUGCAGAUCAUCUAUGAUGAGAAUCGGAAGAAAGCUGAAGCUGCCCAUCGGAUCCUGGAAGGCCUAGGCCCUCAAGUAGAACUGCCAUUAUACAACCAGCCCUCAGACACCAGGCAGUAUCAUGAAAACAUUAAAAUAAACCAAGCGAUGCGGAAGAAGCUCAUCCUGUACUUUAAGAGGAGAAACCACGCUCGGAAGCAGUGGGAGCAGAAGUUCUGCCAGCGCUAUGACCAGCUGAUGGAAGCCUGGGAGAAGAAGGUGGAGCGCAUUGAGAACAACCCGCGCCGGCGCGCCAAGGAGAGCAAGGUCCGCGAGUACUAUGAGAAACAGUUUCCAGAGAUCCGGAAGCAGAGGGAGCUCCAGGAACGGAUGCAGAGGGUAGGACAGAGGGGCAGUGGCCUGUCCAUGUCUGCGGCCCGAAGUGAGCACGAAGUGUCAGAGAUCAUCGACGGGCUCUCGGAACAAGAGAAUCUGGAGAAGCAGAUGCGCCAGCUGGCCGUGAUCCCCCCGAUGUUGUAUGAUGCUGACCAGCAGCGGAUCAAGUUCAUCAACAUGAAUGGCCUUAUGGACGACCCCAUGAAGGUCUAUAAGGACCGGCAGGUGAUGAACAUGUGGAGCGAGCAGGAGAAGGAUACCUUCCGGGAGAAGUUCAUGCAGCACCCCAAGAAUUUUGGCCUCAUCGCCUCGUUCCUCGAGAGGAAGACGGUGGCAGAGUGUGUCCUCUAUUACUACCUGACCAAGAAGAAUGAGAACUACAAGAGCCUAGUGAGACGCAGCUACAGGAGGCGUGGGAAGAGCCAGUGGUCUUUCCCCUGUGUCAUGCUGGGUUUGUUCAGUAGGCCACUUCGCUGCAUGCACAUGGAGGUUGUUUCCCGGGCAGUGACCUCAGCUGCUGAGAGCGCUCCCAGUGUGGACAUCCCCCUCCCCAGCGCCGGUGUGCAGGUUGCUCCAUCUCUCCUGCGAUGUUUCCUGCUAGUGAAGAGUGUCAGUUUGGAGCUGAGGGGCCGGGCGUACUCUGGAGCCGACCCAGCCUGCCCGCCCACUCGGCUGUCCCAAGGACCCCUGGUGGAGCCAACCAAUCAUGCUCACCUCUCUGAGCAUAGGACGACUCUUGGCCCAAAGCAUCAACUGCCCCAAUGGGCAGGCAGGACUCCCCAGCUAUCAGAAAGGCAGAUCCAGCCCCUGCUCUCAAGGAGCUUACAGCCUAACAGGGAGAUGGCACGCUAUCGUACAGAUAAGCCGGGGACAUGGAGAUGGUCGGCUGGGGAGGUUACCGGCAUUAGGGGAGGCUGGGAGGCUGGGCAGCGGGACUGGAGCCAGGAAAUGCAGAGGAGGAGGAAGGAUGUGCCAGAUGAAUCACUGUCGGCGACGGUGGCAGCCUCAGCCAGCCCCGAGCGCACCCGUACAUUGCAAAAUCAGAGCAGGAAUGUUGUGGUCAGUUUACGGCUUAACUAUGCAAAUCGCCAGGAAGGCGCAGGGAGCCCCGAGAAUGGGAGCAGACGGCGCUGGGGUGCGGGCCUUCCAGCAGGAGGAGGAGGCGCCCGCGCCGGCCGCGCAGCCUGCCCGAUGGGGCUCAGUGGAAGUGGAGGCACCCGUGAGGCGCAGGGGGGCUUCCUGCUCAGCCAGCAGCAGCAGCAGCAGCAGCAGCAGCAGAUGCCCCGCAGCAACCCAGAGGAGAAGGAGGAGAAGGAGAAGGAGAGGGAGGCCGAGAAGGAGGACGACAAACCAGAGGCAGAGAACGACAAAGAAGAGCUGACCAAGGAGAAGACAGAUGACACCUCUGGAGAGGACAAUGAUGAAAAGGAGGCAGUCACUUCCAAAGGUCGAAAAACUGCCAACAGCCAGGGCAGACGCAAAGGCCGCAUCACCCGCUCAAUGGCCAACGAGGCGAACAACGAAGAGGCGGCUACACCUCAGCAGAGCGCAGAACUGGCUUCCUUGGAAAUGAAUGAGAGUUCUCGCUGGACCGAGGAAGAGAUGGAUACUGCUAAAAAAGGUCUCCUGGAACAUGGGCGGAACUGGUCAGCCAUCGCCAGGAUGGUGGGGUCCAAAACAGUGUCCCAGUGUAAGAACUUCUACUUCAACUACAAGAAGAGACAGAAUUUGGAUGAGAUCCUUCAGCAGCACAAGUUAAAAAUGGAGAAGGAAAGAAAUGCUCGACGGAAGAAGAAAAAAGCCGCAGCCGCGCCUAGCGAGGAGACCACCUUCCCUCCCGUGGUGGAGGACGAGGAGAUGGAGGCAUCUGGGAUGAGCGGCAAUGAGGAAGAGAUGGCGGAGGAGGCAGAUGCUGCAGUUAACAACAGCUCUGACACGGAGAGUAUCCCUUCCCCUAGGGACGGAUGCCAAAGAGAGUGGCCCAGAGUGGGCCGAAGCCAGCACCAGCCCAGGGCAGUGAGGCGGGGGUGGCGGCGGAGCCCCCCUCCAAGACAGAGGAGCUGCCCCUGGCACCCCAGCCCCUCCAGAUGCCUCCGCUCCCUCUGUGCUCCCCACCGACCCACCAGCCCCCGCCACACCUGGCCCCGCAGCAGCCCCUGCUGCUCAGGCAGCCCCCGAAGAGGCCAGCCAGGACCCCAGCGAGGAGGAGAAGCCCUCCGAGGACCUGGUGGUCGACGUGGUAAAGACAGAAGAGGAGGAGGAAGAGGGGGGCAGCAGAAAUACCCCCGCAACGAGGCCAUCCAGAAGGAGAUCAAGAAGGAGGCUGAGGAGGAGGGCGCGGAAAAGGCCACGGUGGGGGAGAAGAAGGAGGAGGCUGGCGGAAGCGGAGGGGCCGGGGCCUCUGGGCCCGCCACGGCGGAGGGCUCGCUGAAAGUGGAGAAGAAGGAGGGAGGCAAGGCCACCAAGGGCGCGGGGGCCAACCCAGACAGCGACUCAAGCGCCACAUGUAGCGCCGACGAAGCGGACGAGCAGGAGGCUGCCGACAAAAACAGGCUCCUGUCCCCCCGGCCCAGCCUCUUAAACAGCUCCUCCGAUGCCAGGGCCAACCCUUCACCUCAGAAGCCCCUGGACCUCAAACAGCUGAAGCAGAGAGCGGCCGCCAUCCCCCCUAUUCAGGUCACCAAAGUCCAUGAGCCUCCACGGGACGAAGUGACCCCAGGAAAGCCGGCCCCUCCACCUCAGCAUCUUCUCCAGGCAGACAGUGAACAGCCCCAGCUGAGCAGCAGUCCCCGGGGCCAGAGCCGGAGCCCUGCUGUGGGGGAGAAGGACGAAAAGCCGGUGUAUUUCCCCCCCUUCUCGGAGGGCCAGAAGCUGAGUGGGGAGCCUCCUCCGUGCUGGCCCCCGGCCCUGCCUUUCCCGGUGCCUUCUCGAGACAUGCUCAAGGGCUCCCCGCAGCUGGAGCCUCCCACCUUCCAGUACAACCCUCCAAGUCACCCAAUCUCUCUGAACCUGCAUGACGGCUCCAGGUCCGGCCUGCAGAGAGUGCCCGGCAUCUCCAACCCACCCCCCCUCAUCUCUUCUACCAAGCACCCCGUUGUCCUGGAGAGGCCUGUGAGCUCCCAGGGAGUUCCGAUUCAGCUACACGCCCCUUACUCUGAACACGCCAAAGCUCCCGUGGGCUCCAUCACCAUGGGUCUGCCUUUGACCAUGGACCCAAAAAAACUGGUGCCUUUCCCUGGAGUGAAGCAGGAGCAGCUCUCUCCGAGGAGCCAGGCCAGCCAGCCCGAGACCCUGGUGAUGCCAGCGACCCAGGAGACAUCAGUGCUGAGAGGGACAACCCUGGGCUCUGCUCCGGGAGGAAGCAUCACCAAAGGCAUCCCCAGCAGCCGGCCACCCUCGGAAAGCCCAAUCACCUACCGAGGCUCCAUUACGCACGGCACCCCGGCUGAUGUCCUCUACAAAGGAACCAUCACCAGGAUAAUCGGAGAAGACAGCCCCAGCCGAGUGGACAAAGGCAGAGAGGACGGCCUGCCAAAGGGACACGUCAUCUACGAAGGGAAGAAGGGGCACGUCCUUUCCUACGACGGGGUGAUGUCGGUAUCUCCGUGCUCUAAGGAGGAUGGAAAUGGCUCGGGAGCGACCCACGAGACAUCUGCCUCCAAGCGCACUUACGACAUGAUGGAGGGGCGCAUCGGCGUGGCUCUCCACCAGCAUUGAAGUUGUUCUUCCCCUUUCUUAGGUCUCAUGGGCCGAGAUCCACCAGACCGGCACAGCCCCCACCACCUGAAGGAGCAGCACCAGUCGGGCUCGAUCACACAAGGUAUACCUCGGUCCUACGUGGAGGCCCAGGAAGACUACCUGCGGAGGGAAGCCAAGCACCUGAAGAGAGAGAGCACUCCGCCUCGGGACCUGCCCGACCCCUACAAAGUGCGGCCCCUGGAGGGGCUGACCCCCAUGAAGAUCAAGGGGCACGAGGGCCUGGUGGCAACUGUGAAAGAAGCAGGCCGCUCCAUCCACGAGAUCCCUCGCGAGGAGCUCCGACACACACCCGACCUCCCCGGCCCCCCGAGGCCCCUUAAGGAGGGCUCCAUCACCCAGGGCACUCCCUUGAAAUACGACAGCGGUGGCUCCUCGGGCAGCUCCAAGAAGCACGAUGUGCGCUCCAUCAUCGGCAGCCCCAGCAGGACGUUCCACCCCGUGCACCCCCUCGAUGUGAUGCAGGAUCCCCGGGCCAUGGAGCGCUGCUACGAGGAGACUCUCAAGAGCCGGCCAGGCUCCGUCACCAGCUCUGGGGGCUCCAUCACCCGCGGGGCGCCCGUGAUCGUGCCAGAGCUGGGGAAGCCCCGCCAGAGCCCCCUGGCCUACGAGGACCACGCAGCGGCUUUCGGUGGCCAUCUGCCCCGGGGCUCUCCUGUGUCUACACGGGAGUCCACGCCCCGGCAGCAGGACGGAAGUCUCUCAGCCAGCAAGGGAUCCCAGGAGAGGAAGAUCACAGCAACCCCUCGGGAGCUUGCUAGCUCCAAGUCUCCGCACACCGUAGUGCCGGACCACCACCCACACCCCAUGUCUCCCUAUGAGCACUUACUCAGAGGCGUGAGCAGCGUGGACUUGUACAGGGGACACAUUCCGCUGGCUUUUGAUCCCACUUCCAUCCCCCGGGGAAUCCCCCUGGAUGCAGCUACUGCCGCUUACUACUUACCCCGGCACCUGGCCCCAAACCCCACCUACCCACACCUCUACCCGCCGUACCUCAUUCGUGGCUACCCGGACACCACAGCCAUGGAGAACAGGCAGACCAUUAUCAACGACUACAUCACGUCCCAGCAGAUGCAUCACAACGCCGCCGCAGCCACCGCCAUGGCCCAGAGAGCUGACCUCAUCCGCAGGGAGUCGUCCCUGGCCCUCAACUAUGCAGCCGGCCCCCGGGGCAUCAUCGACCUGUCCCAAGUGCCGCACCUGCCAGUGCUGGUGCCCCCCACGCCAGGCACCUCUGCCACCUCCAUUGACCGGAUCACAUACAUCCCCACUGCCCCCCCCUUCGCCACCAGACCCAGCCCCUCACCGCUAUCUCCAGGAGGCCCCACACACAUCUCUAAACCUCCAGGGACAUCUUCCUCCGAGAGGGAGCGAGACCGGGAGCGAGAUCGAGAUCGAGAUCGAGAACGGGAGCGAGAGCGGGAGCGGGAGCGGGAGAGGGAGCGGGAGAGGGAGCGGGAGCGAGAGCGGGAGAAGUCUGUGCUCACAACCACCACAACUGUGGAGCAUGCCCCUAUCUGGAGGCCAGGUACGGAGCCAAGCAGCAGCAGCAGCAGCAGCAGUGGCGGCGGCGGUGGUGGCGGCAGCCGGCCGGCCUCCCAUUCCCACAGCCACCAGCAUUCGCCCAUUUCCCCCCGGACCCAGGAGAACAUCCAGCAGAGACCUAGUGUGCUCCACAACACGAGCAUGAAGGGUAUCAUCUCCUCAGUGGAGAGCCUCACACCCACUGUGCUACGGUCCUCCUCUGCCACCUCACCAGUACGCUCCGCAGGCUUCCCGCCUGCCCCGCACUGCCCGCUGGGCGCCAUGGACGGGGGCUACCCCACCAUCAUUGACCCCACCGUCCUCCAGAAGGAGGCCUCCCGGGCUCCGCGGUCAGAGCGCCCCCGCUUGGAAAGCAACCCCUUCAUGCCCAAGCACCCAGGCCGGGCAGGGCUGGAGCCACCGCCAUCCCCCAACAAAGCGACCGAGCCCAGGUCGGUGGCAUCCUCGGGGCCCGGCUCGGGCUCCAGCUCGGGCCACUCGUCCGGCCGAGGAUCGGGCAAGGGCCACGCGGCCCACCCCCUGCUGGAGUCACAGCCCCCGCACCCGGCCUCGGCCAGCGAGCCUCACAGAGACAAGGCUCAGGGCAAGUCAUUCGCCAUGCAGGACCUGGACAUCCGGGCCCUGGGUUCCUUGAAAUUGUCUGAGAACCCCCACGCCCGGCAGCCCCCAGAGAGCCAACAGUCACCCGGGCAGCCGAUGUCUUCUUCUGUGGUCAAGGGUCACCAGCGGGUGGUUACUCUAGCCCAACACAUCAGCGAGGUGAUCACCCAAGACUACACCCGCCACCACCCACAGCAGCUCAACUCUCACCUCCCGGCCCCUCUCUACUCCUUUCCUGGGGCCAGUUGCCCCGUGCUGGACUUACGCCGGACGCCCAGUGAGGUCUACCUCCCCCAGCCGGACCAUGGUGCCGCCUCCCGCAUCUCCCCCCAGAGCGAAGGAGGCAAGAGGUCUCCGGAGCAGGGCAAAGCCUCUGCCCUGGGCAGCUCAGAAGAUUGCAUUGAGCCAGUAUCCCCACCAGAGGGCAUGGGGGAGUCUGACCAUGGCCGAAGUGCCCCUUACCCAAUGUUGUACCGCGAGGGAGAGCAGGCGGAGCCCAGGGUGGGAUCCAAGUCUCCAGGGAACAACGGCCAGCCCCCUGCCUUCUUCAGCAAACUGACCGAGAGCAACUCCGCCAUGGUGAAAUCCAAAAAACAGGAGAUCAACAAGAAAAUGGGCACCAACAACCGGAAUGAGCCUGAGUACAAUAUCGGCCAGCCUGGAACAGAGAUCUUCAACAUGCCCGCCAUCACCGGAGCAGGCCUUAUGACUUGUAGAAGCCAGUCGGUUCAGGAGCACGCGAGCACCAACAUGGGGUUGGAAGCAAUUAUUAGGCGGGCCCUAAUGGGUAAAUAUGAUGAUCAGUGGGAAGACCGGUCACCUCUCAGUGCCAAUGCUUUUAACCCUCUGAAUGCCAGUGCGAGCCUGCCCGCUGCUAUGCCCAUAACUGCUGCUGACGGACGGAAUGACCACCCGCUCAUCUCGCCAGGAGGUGGAGGGAAACCAAAGGUUUCCAGCCGGCCCAACAGGAGCAAGGCCAAGUCCCCGGCUCCGGGGCUGUCCUCGGGGGAGCGGCCAGCAUCAGUCUCCUCUGUCCACUCAGAAGGGGAUUGUAACCGCAGGACCCCACUCACCAACCGGGUGUGGGAAGACCGCCCCUCCUCCGCAGGUUCCACACCGUUCCCCUACAACCCACUCAUCAUGAGGCUCCCGACAAACGUCAUCACCCCCUCGCCCCCCACAGCCAUUCCACAAGGCGCCUCCGGCAGCCAGCACCAUGCCUGGGACGAGGAGCCCAAGCCCCUGCUUUGUUCGCAGUACGAGACCCUCUCAGACAGCGAGUAAAGGAGGGGGCGGGGUGGAUGGGGAGAGGAGGGAUCGCCAUGGCCCGAGAGCCCGCUGUGGACUCGGCCAAAGCCAACUGGUUUGGUGGACAUCGAGGAUGAAGCCGGUCGACCGCCUUCCUCUCCCCCCCCAAAUCCCCCCCUCCCGUUCCCUGAGGGUACAGGAAGGAGUGCCCAGAGUGUCUGCGUCUGUCCGUCUGGAAGUCCUGUGUCCUCUUCGGCCCAAAGCCUUAACAAAUCCCCAUUGCCGUGAGGGCAGAAACCCCAGCUGGUAAGAGAGGCGCCGGCCGCGGGGGGUAGUUCGGCCCACUGCCCGCACUGCAUAAACAGAGAGGAGAACAUCUCUCUCCCCCUCUGCCUCCCCCCCGCCCCUGUGCUCACCAUCGCUGUCCAGGCCCACAGGAGGCCACGGGCCCACGAAUGGAAUGGACUUUCUCAGGGGAACAAUACCAUCUGGUGCUCCACGCCUCCUCUUCAGACUGGGGAGGGGCAGGGGAAGGGAGAAAGGCUCGACGUCCGUGUCUGAAUGCAGUGCAUGUCACAGUGGGGUAGGAUGGGAGGGGAGGUGUCCAUGGACGGGCUGCACCGGCACAGUGGAGUGGCCAGGGAUCCAGUACUUGAAGUGGGAUGGCCAUUCGCUCUCCUCUUACCGCGCUCCUUUCCCGGUGUCAACCAGCAAACCAGCUACAUCUGUUCCCCCCCCAGCCCCCAAACCCUGUAAUUUCCCCCCAGUCUGGGACAAUACACCGGCUCCACUGCUCCCUUGCAGCAUUCAGAACCAAAGUUCGAUCCGUGUCAGCAGACUCCGCUCACCCCCAGCUCCUGGAUUCUCCCAGAGCCCGCCACCAUCGCAGCUUUGAGAUCCCAUCUGUGGACUCUGGGGCCCCGGCCAUCCUUCAUGCUCACCCCCUCUGGAUCUAAUGAAGAUCGCCUUCGCUAAAUAAAACUCAGCCUCGGGAAACCCAAUGCCAAAUUGCAGGCCUGGGAAGUGAGUGUCAGGCCGUGUGGGGGCAGCCGGAAAGACGGCCCGCAGAGCACAGAAAAGUCGCGGGCGGGCCGCCCCCCACCGCCGCUGCUCCGCAGAGAGUAGACUGAUUUUCGGACAUCGUUGCUGAAACGGUGGGAAGGAAAGGCAGUUGUAAAUGAUGUACUGGUCUACAGGGUAUAUUUUUGAUACCUUCAGUGAAUUAUUUCAGAUGUUUUACGUGAGGAAUGACUAAACAGUAUUACAGGCUG
Molecule: messenger RNA, 9699 nt
Organism: Dromiciops gliroides (monito del monte)
Lineage: Eukaryota; Metazoa; Chordata; Mammalia; Microbiotheria; Microbiotheriidae
Gene: NCOR2
Product: nuclear receptor corepressor 2
Biological process (GO): negative regulation of transcription by RNA polymerase II
Molecular function (GO): transcription corepressor activity
Source: RefSeq, a predicted model, not a curated record